GGUAUAAAAUAACGGCACCCCAAAGCUAAUCUACACAUCUCCUCUACUGAGGGCUGAAUAUAUAUAUAUAUAUAUAUAUACUUAUAAGAACUAAGAAAGAGGAUUAAAGAAUGAUUUUCACUGGAGUCAUCCUUUCUGCUCUAGUCAUGCUUCUGCUUACUGACAGUGCGCACUGCAGAAGAGCUGACUGCAAGUCUGACUGUUGCUCAUUUGUGGAGGGCUUUCCUGUGAGACUGAAGGAGCUCCGUUCUGCAUAUAGAGAAAUACAGAGGUUUUAUGAGUCCAAUGAUGACUUGGAACCAUUAUUGGACGAAAACGUUCAACAGAACAUCAAUAGUCCUUAUGGAUGUCACGUCAUGAAUGAUAUCCUGCGCUUCUACUUGGAUACCAUACUGCCAACAGCUGUCCAGAAGAACCAAUUGCACUCCAAAACACCAAUUGACUCCAUUGGAAAUAUAUUUAAGGAUCUCAAGCGGGAUAUGGUGAAAUGUAAGAAUUACUUUUCUUGCCAAAAUCCCUUUGAGUUCGCCACCCUAAAGAACUCAUAUGAAAAGAUGAAGGAAAACGGUGUUUCUAAAGCCAUGGGAGAGCUUGAUAUGCUGUUUAAGUACAUUGAGCAGUAUUUGGCAUCAAAGAGAGUCAAGCACUAAUAGGAUGUCACACUGGAUUCAAGUCUGAAAAAAUGAAGAAUAAUGUAGAAACAAUGGACAUGAUCAAGAACAUACUGUAGGAUAUGGCACAAAUGGACUUCAUCCUUUAACUUAUUGCUUGCACAUCACCAUUCCAUCACACUACUUUAUGAUGCAUUGGAAUGCCUUCCUCUUCACCUUCAGCUUCUGGAUGUCACUAUGGCAGUUUUAGACUGAACUAAAACCAUAAAAUGUUGUUUAAGUCACAUUGACCGGAGUUAUUUUAAAAAUUAGUUGCAUUUUACCAACUUAAUGAAAUAACUUGAAAGUGUGUAAUAACUUGUGUAAAUACUGAUAUUUAUUCAUGGAUUUUAUUUAUUUUAUUUUAAGAGCUCAAAAGUUAAUUUAUUGUUAGUGUCAUAUGUGUCUGAUGCUUAUUUAGAAUUUGUUACAGAAAAGUGUCAUCAAUAAAUUAUUUCAACUGAAUAAUGCAACAAAC
Molecule: messenger RNA, 1128 nt
Organism: Carassius gibelio (silver crucian carp)
Lineage: Eukaryota; Metazoa; Chordata; Actinopteri; Cypriniformes; Cyprinidae
Product: interleukin-10
Exons: 5
Coding region: 111-650 (179 amino acids)
Biological process (GO): immune response
Cellular component (GO): extracellular region
Molecular function (GO): cytokine activity
Source: RefSeq, a predicted model, not a curated record